Molecule: messenger RNA, 1461 nt
Organism: Miniopterus natalensis
Lineage: Eukaryota; Metazoa; Chordata; Mammalia; Chiroptera; Miniopteridae
Source: RefSeq, a predicted model, not a curated record
AUGGCUGCGGCCGCGGCCUCGCAGGGCUGGCAGUGGGGGGAGGCCCGCUCGCUUGGCCGGGCGGUGAAGCUGCUGCGGCGCCUGGAGGAGCAAUGCGGGGACCCCCGGCUCACCUCGAGUCCCCCGUCGCUGCGGGACCUGCUGCCCAGCACCGCGCAGCUGCUGCGGGAGGUGGCCCAAGCCCGGCGGGCGGCCNAGAGUCGCGGGGGUGCCCGGGACUUUCUCAUCGUCUACCUCCACAACCUGGAGGCCAAGAGCAGGCAGGUGGCAGCACUCCUGCCACCCCGGGGCCAAGUGAGUGCCGACGACGAGCUCUUCCGAGAGGGAUCCGUACUCAGGCGACAGCUGGCCAAGUUGGCCCUUAUCUUCAGCCACAUGUACUCGGAGCUGAGGGCGCUCUUUCCCGGGGGAAAGUACUGUGGACACACAUACCAGCUCACCAAGACCGCAGCCAGCACCUUCUGGAGAGAGCACUGCGGAGCCCGGUGUGUGCUGCCCUGGGCUGAGUUUGAGUCUCUCCUCUGCACCUGCCACCCCGUGGAGUCAGGCCCCACAACCCUCGCCUUGCGCUCCACCAUUGACCUCACCUGCAGUGGCCACGUGUCCAUCUUUGAAUUUGACAUCUUUACCAGGCUCUUCCAGCCAUGGCCAACACUCCUCAAGAACUGGCAGCUUCUGGCGGUCAACCACCCGGGCUACAUGGCAUUCCUCACAUACGAUGAGGUCCGAGCACGUCUGCAGGCCUGCAGGGACAAGCCAGGCAGCUACAUCUUCCGACCCAGCUGCACUCGCCUGGGGCAGUGGGCCAUCGGAUACGUGACCUCAGAUGGCAGCAUCCUGCAGACCAUCCCCCACAACAAACCCCUGUUCCAGGCACUCCUGGAAGGACAGAAGGAAGGCUUCUACCUCUACCCAGAUGGGAAGAACCACAACCCAGACCUGACUGAGCUCUGCCACAUGGAGCCCCAUCAGUACAUCCAUGUGUCAGAGGAGCAGCUGCAGCUGUACUGGGCCAUGGACUCCACGUUCGAGCUCUGUAAGAUCUGUGCCGAGAGCAACAAGGACGUGAAGAUUGAGCCGUGCGGGCACCUGCUGUGCAGCAGCUGCCUGGCUGCCUGGCAGCAAUCAGACAACCAGACCUGCCCCUUCUGCCGCAACGAGAUCAAGGGCCGAGAGGUCGUGACUAUCCAUCAGUUCCAAUGGAGGCCAGGGAAAGCCAGGGCCACUGCUAAGGACCCGGGGAACAGCAAUGGCCAGGAAAGUGGAGAAGAGGAGCUGGAGCAGGUGGUCCCCUCAGCUCCCCCUCUGCCCCCUCGCCUGGAUCUGUCCCCUGAGCAUCCCAGAAGUAAAGGCCAGCUGAAGGUGAAACUCUUAAAGGGAAAGUCACCCCUCCAGCUGCCCCUGUGGGGCCCAGGAUCGCUGCCCAGGCCUGGAGGCCAGGGCACCAAGAUCUGCUGCUAA